GUUCGUUUUUCAGACGGUCACUGAAGGCAGCAAAAGUUCGAAAAGUAUGGCGGCGGAGUGUUUGACAACAUUAACAGAGCAGUGGAUCCGAGACAGAUUACAGCUUAAACACCCCUGUCUCGGUGAUGUUCGGUCUUUGAGCCUUCCAGGGACGUUUGAAGAGAAGAUCAGACAUCUGGGAAAAGCUCUGAACAACUUUGUCCGUCUGAAGUCUCUGGAUCUGUCCUGCAAUGCGCUGGUUUCUGUUCAGGGGGUGCAACACUUGAAGAUGCUGGAGAGGCUGAUCCUCUACAAUAACCGCAUACCUUCCCUUGAAGAGGUGGAAGUGCUGUUUGAGCUGAAGGCUUUGAAAGAGCUGGACCUCAGGCUCAACCCUCUGACGAGAAAUUACCCUCACUACCGGCCUUAUCUGGUGCACGCCAUGCCCAGCCUGCGCAAGCUCGAUGGCUGUUCAGUCCGAGACACCGAACGCAAAGCUGCCAUACUGCAGUUCUCCUCUGACGUUCUUCCUCAGCAGAAGAGCUCCUCUCUGAAUCCAACAGAAGAUCAAAAAAGCAGCAAUCAGAGGCUGGCUUUAGUCAACCGCUUAACCAAGAGACUUUCACUCCUGACUGACAGCCAAGAUAUUGUGUUGAACUUUGUUGAGACAAACCACAGAGGCCAAAGUGAAACCGUCUCAUUUCACAAGGAAGCAGAGGAACUCACAGAUUCAGAAGAUUUUACACAACAAAGGAGUUCAACUCCAAAACAGGAAACGGCAAAAUCCAUCCUCAGGUAUCCCCCCACCAAAAAUGAUAACACUGAGUACAAAGGGCUGCAGGUGAAAGAACCUUCUCAUAAUAAAACCUCUACCUCAACGAAAGUGGCUGAAAGACCGAAAGUGUCCUUUGGCCCGUACAUAGAGAAACCUGUGUCUGGAAAACAAAAGCAGAAGGACUCGUCCAAACAAAGCAGACAUGCAGCCAAGGGCCAUUUUACCCCAAAUCCUGAUCAAAGCCAACGUCAUAGCUCUUCAUUUAGUAACAUCAGACCUCCCAGUCCAAGACGUCCUGCUUUGAAUCUGUCCGACCCCUCCAACCCCAUCUUACAUCCCCCACGACUGACCUACUCCAGCUUCAACAAGACAGAAGAGGGCUCCAGUCAGCCGCAACAAGCCGACAAGAAAAAAAGGGGCAGCUACAGGAAGCCUCUGGAGAUGCUCCUCAACCUCGUGGACAAACACUGGACAGGAGAGAGAUCGCUGCAUCAUAACAACAACUUCCUAUCUCAGGCGGUGCAGAUCCUCUCGAUGAUGGAGAGCGAUAUUUCCAGUCGGGAAGCUGAGGUCAGGACCUUAAGACGGGAGGCUGACGCACUGAGUUUUCAGGCGACGGUGCGAGAGGAAGAGCACAAGUCUGAAGUUCGUAACCUUUCUGCUCAGCUGGAGGAAGCUCGCACAGCAGUCGGCACAUUAAACGAGCAGCUGAGGAUCGUGUUGGAGGAAAAUGUUGCUCUGCAGAAACAGCUCAUCAAGUUAGAACGUCAAUAUCUCAAGUCCAUGAUGAAGAGCUCGCCUAUUACUCAGAUCAGAGAGGCCCAGACAGAAGUGGAGGAGCUCAGAAAAGAGAUCGAGGGUCUGAGGAAGAAAGUGCAGGAGGCCGAGAACGUCAAAGAGCUGUCAAAUAUGCUGCAAGAAAGCCACAGGUCCCUGGUGGCGACCAACGAGUGUUUGCUGGCUGAGCUGAAGGGAAGUGGCGAACAUUAAAGCAGAAUUUGACUGCAGAGAUGCACUCCAAGAUGAAAAAAAAUAUCAAAGCAAGAGUAUGCCAAGCAUCAUAUUAGCACAAGGUGCAGCAGCUAUUGACUGUUUUAAUUCAUUUUGACUUUAUUUAUACCACUGCAGCGUACAUUUUUAAUGUGUGUGUUCAGUUCUCAGCCCUUUUGAUGAAUUAAGUGUUUAAUAUUCAACAAAAAAAAUGUAUAGGCUGCGUUUGAUGGAUGUAAACAGUAAGAAGAGAAAGGCAAUCCAUUCAUGAAACUUUGUAUGUAAGUGUGUGUCAGUGCUGUUAACAAAUGAUUUUAGGGGAAAAAAUGUUAGCGAGAAGGUCAGAAUGUAUUUCCUGGCAAGAUUGUCUCUCUCCGCUGUUUUUGUUUUCUUUUUAGGUCAAUUUUGUGUCCAUCUGCUUUGUAUGCUGCAGUGGAGUGAAUGCAUCUAGAUUCCAGCUGCACUGUGACUUUAUUUAUACCUCUGCCUUCAGGCUCCAGAACUGCACACACGCAUGCACUUUCCUCUCGCAAACAAGGCCUGGCGAGACCAGGUUAGAAUUUGGAUUCUACACAAACUGAAUGUUGUUUUUAAUGUGAAUGUUACAGGUCACUGGUUGGUGCUACCGGUGUGGAGUUUCACAGUGAUUCAGAAAAAAGACAGAAGAAUGCUACACAUGUUUUGACAGAUAACCCCAGAACCUCCUCAGUGGAGAUUCUGGAGGUUUUUGUUUUUUUUUAAAUUUUAUUUUAUUUUCAAUAAUGCACUACAAAUCAUGAACACACUUUUAAGAGACCUAAAGAACAAAAACAAAGAAAUAGCACACUGCAUGCACUGGGGCACAAUAGUACAUUAAGAGUUAUUUGAAAAAAAGACAAUAUUGUUCUUCCACAUUAAAGGUGCACAGUAUUUGGCAUUAAGCACAGAAAACAGAUCAAAAGCUACUGCAGCGGACGAAAACUAACACACUGAUAGCUGCUAGUUUUGCACUUGAUGCAUGAUUCUUCAUCAGCUGAGGCUACAGGUCGUAGAAGUGACAUCAAACUGUCAUCAUGUUUGGAAAAAUAUUGUACAAAAGUAUAUUACUUGUUUGCAAUUUUCCCUUUAUCCGAUACCGUAUGCGAGGAAACAUUAAAACCCUGGUUUAUUUUUUGUUAAAUUUGUGCCUUGGAUGACAGUACCCACACAAAAGAAAUACUCUAAAUCUUCAUCAACAGACAAAUAUUAACAGCAUUAGAGGAAAGCUGACUUUGUACACGUACAAGUAUUGAUUUCAAGCAAGAUUUCGUCAUGAUCCCGCAAUUUCAAUCACUUAAUGUUUUUUUUUUUAGCGAGGAAAUAUUGAUGUCCGUCCAGUAGUCUGUCCUCACAGCAGGCACGGCAAUUCCGGUAAAAGAUAAUGACAAACUCCUACUGUCUUCUAUAUGCUUCUGAAUCAAAUGCAAUAUAUAUAACAUGCACAAAGUACAGCAAUAAAGAAAAAACAUGAAGCCAGUGUCUUAAAUUGAGCCAUGUGGCUGAAACUUUUUAGAAUAUACACAAUCUUACCACAAAUAUAUUAGAACUACUGUAUAGAAAUCUGAUGAGGAAAUGAUAAAAUGUUAAAAAUACAAUCUUGUACAACUGAGCUCAUCUACUGUGGUUAGAGCUUCUGUUUUCAGCUUAAUUCACCAAUUUAGUGCUCAAGAUGCAUGUUAGGAAAAUGGACUGUGUAAAAUUAGAGUCUGGGAAAUGAGAGUUUAAGAGAAAAUAGAUUUUGUUUCAGAGUUAAGGGCAGAUCCAUUGAGAUUUGCACAGGAGGACUUUGCUUUUAAAUGCUUUGAAUCUUCACAAAAGCAUAAAGAUAUGACACAAGUCACAAAAACUACUUUUGAACCGAUUUGACAGAAAAACCUUAGUGUGUUUUAUUGGUCUGAGCUGAAGGCAAAUUAUUCAAAUGACAGUGUGAGCUUAUAAAUUAAUUAAAAAGACGAACAGCAGAUUUUGCAAAGACUCAACAGUUGACGAGCAGAUGGCAGACAAACAAUUAACACCGAAGAUGGAGUCCACAAUGUAAGUUUUCAAAGGAAAUAAACAUCAAUGAUAUCUAUAUAUGUCAAAAACGUGUGCCAAUUAUCUUUGAAACUGCAAAACAAAUUUAAAUACGGCUUUAUGUGGGAAUUUCCAUUAAAAAGUGCAAUGUUGAGAAUUCAUCA
Messenger RNA from Acanthochromis polyacanthus (spiny chromis), 3939 nucleotides. It is a transcript of the gene cep72, whose product is annotated as centrosomal protein 72. Gene Ontology annotation, molecular function: protein binding. The transcript has 14 exons. NCBI's taxonomy places the organism in Eukaryota, Metazoa, Chordata, Actinopteri, Pomacentridae. The record is from RefSeq and is a predicted model, not a curated record. The coding region runs from base 47 to 1744 and encodes 565 amino acids.